Messenger RNA from Sardina pilchardus (European sardine), 5951 nucleotides. RefSeq names its product family with sequence similarity 135 member A (gene fam135a). The record is from RefSeq and is a predicted model, not a curated record. The transcript is spliced from 22 exons. Bases 458 to 4885 code for a protein of 1475 amino acids. NCBI's taxonomy places the organism in Eukaryota, Metazoa, Chordata, Actinopteri, Clupeiformes, Clupeidae.
UCAGUGGCAGACCAGUCGAGGAAGGCAUUCGGGAUGCGAACCCGAGACUGAUCAUGUUUCAGAGUAGUUGUGUCUGGAAAGGUCUAUUAAGUUCGCUAAAUGUCGGGUAGACUGUCAUUGAUCAUAUGUGUGUGAUUGUCAGUAGCAAAUUUUAGCACCAAGAAUUCUCAAAACGGUGCUAUUAGCCAGGUUGCUACAGCGGUAUGUGGUGAAAAGAAACACCGGGUGUGACGGAUAUUGGGCAAUUCAUCCUCAUAAAUCAAGCCUGGUGCCUGGGCCUUUCCGUUAAAGCGGGUUCUUUGAAGAGGGCAUUCCAACAGCUUAGAAUGUUUCUACUAAAGAAGAGUGCGCUGCUGUUCGGAAAAGCGCCUUGUCGCAAAUGAUGUGAGCUUUGGCCCACCACCACCACCUCCUCCACCACCGCCGCCGCUACCGUCGCCUGCAGCCCCCCUCCAACAUGAGCGAGGUCCAGGCCACCGUAGAGUUCUCUGUGGAGCUCCACAAGUUCUACAAUGUGGAUCUGUUCCAGAGAGGAUUCUACCAGCUCCGUGCCAGUCUGAAGGUGCCGCCGCGGGUCCCUCACCGCGUGGACGCCAGCCUGCUCCAUCCCUCAGGGUCAGACUUGGCCUUCCCUGCCAGUGUUCAAGAUGACGUCGUCUGCAGCAAGACCUUCCAGAUUCUCUACAAGAACGAGGAGAUAGUGGUCAACGACGUGCUCAUCUUCAAAGUCAUGAUGCUUCUGGACGAGAGAAAGGUGGAGGACUCCCUAAACGACAUGGACUUCCAGCUCAUUCUGGAGCUGUACUUCACAGACGGAGACUACUCGCCUGAGGACCCUGGGACCCUGCAAAGCAUCAGCAGCCGGACACUGCGCCUGCACUUUAGCCUCCAGCGAGGCAUCCAUCAGCAUAUCAACGUCAUGUUCGACUAUUUCCACCUGUCCGUCAUCUCCGCGGUGGUACACGCCUCCCUAGUGGCCCUGCACCAGCCCCUCAUCAGCUUUCCCCGGCAUGUGAAGAGUACAUGGCUGAACCGAAACGCUCCGGCACAGAGCAAAGACUCCCUCAUCCCCCCUCUGGAGAAUGUGGUGUUUGGUAGCAACUAUGUCAAGCAGUUAUCCCCUGAUGGCAAGACGUUCCUGGUGUCUGACCACUGCCUGCAGCACGCCUUCAACCUGCACCAGAGCCUGUGCGCCAGCCUGCUGCUGGCCUACCAGGGCCUCUUCUCCUACUACUCCACCGUCACCAAGGACCUGCCCUCCUCCCACCGCAUGGAGCAAGCCAAGCCCAGCAUGCAAGUCCUUUAUGAAAGAGUUCUCAGAAGACCUUACCCCCGCGGCCAAAGGCACGUCACCAUAGAGAAACUCGAUGUGGAGGCUCGUCUCACCGAACUCUGUGACCAAGUGAAGAAGAAAGCAGAGAGUCCAGACGAGCUGGCGGAGCUGGUGAACAUGAACCUGGCCCAGCUGUGCUCGCUGCUCAUGGCGCUGUGGGGGCAGUUCCUGGAGGUGGUGUCCCUGCACGAGAGCAUCGCCGCCCUGCUGGCCGUGGACCACCACACACUAAGGGUCCGAAGGUUCGCUGAAGCUUUCUUUUGCCUGGAACACCCGCGCCAAACCGCACUCGCCUACCAGGAGCUGCACGCUCACAGCCACCAGCAGAUGACUGCCGCCAUCAAAAGCUCCUCCUACUUCCUGUCGCUGCCGCCACUGCCUGUCGAGUGUGCCGACCUGGACGGAGACGUCAACUCGCUGCCAAUCAUCUUUGAGGACCGCUACCUCGACUCGGUCAAGGAGGAUCGUGACGGCCCGUGGCUCGGGAUGCCCAACGCCCGCAGAGGAUCCGUGUCGGGCCGCUUGGACCGCUCCAGCUCGCGGGACAUGGGCGCCGCCAGCGGCACGGGUCUCCUGAGCCCGACCCCCGAGCCGCGGCACGGCGCCCUGGCCACCACCUGGCCCGAGCCCACGGCCGAGCAGCCACCGCUCAAGUCCAAGGCCAAGUCCAUCAAGCUGAAGAAGAACACCAAGACGGAGAACUCCAAGAAGCUGGUGCGCCAGAGCUCCAAGGACUCGGUCAUCCUCACCGGCUACAAGCACCUGAAGCUGCCGCCCUCGCACGCAUCCGCCUCCGCCGCCGAGCCCCUGGCCAAGCCCCCGCGGGAGGGGGGGGCAGCGGCGAUGGCGACGACCGCCGCCGAGGGUGGAGGUGCUGGACGAGGUGCGGACGAGAGGGAGGGUCACCAGCCCCACCCCCUCCCCAACCACCCCCACCACCACCACCACCUCCUCCCCGGGGACGGCAGGAACAGUUCCCGGAUCAGCGCCAAGCACGCUCCCACGCUGCCCGACCCGACGGGCGAGGCCGAGUGCCAAACGGACGCCGGCUGCCAGAGGGACGACUUCACCAACCUGCUGCGGCCGGGGGCGGGCGCCCACGGCAGGCCCCAGGCAGGUCCUGGAGCCGCGCCCGCGCCAACCCCAGCGGCGGGCGCGGAGGGCAGAGCGCCCGUGCCCCGUGGUGAUGCGCCGCUGCCCGCCCCAGCGGGGGGCCUCCGGCACAUUGAUGUGAGGCCCAGCGACAAGGACCCCUACCAGGGCGAGAAGGUCACCGUGCUCUCGCCGGGCCGGUUGGCGGCGGGGCUGCCAGAGAUCACACAGUCCGUCUGCAGCCCUGAGGUCCAGCCCUCUCCGGCCGGUGCGGUGGAGGGGGUGGAGGGGGCAGUGGCGUCGUCGUCGUCAGCAGCAGCAGCAGUAGGUGAGGGUGGCGGUCCAGCACUGGGCACUAAGAGCGACUGCAUCCAGCUGCCCGGCGAGCCUUCGUCACGCCUCUCGGACUCGGGCAUCGAGAGCGAGCCCAGCUCGGCCACUCAGCUGGCCCCGGGGCCGACGCCGCAGCCGAGGGCCGACGCCACAGAGCCCGUCUGGCUCCCACAGCAGCAGCAGCCGCCGCCGGCGGAGAAGCCGCCCAGACCUGUGUCCACCGUCAGGCCACUGCAGGCACUCACAGCGGCGGCCAAGGGCCCCGACGGAGGAGGAGGAGGAGGAGGAGGAGGUGGCGGCCUCUGCCCGGAGACGACGAGCGGCGUGAGCGGCGUCCAGUCCUCGCUGACGUCCAUCACCUCGCUGCCGUCCGACGAGGAGCCCGAGAGCGAGCGCGAGCCCGCGGGCAGGAAGUCCAGCGUGCUGGUGCAGGAGCAGAGCCUGGUGUUCUCGGCCGACCCUGACCCCUGGGAGCCGGUCAGCGGCACCACCAACCCCGCCGCCGCCCCCACCACCACCACCACCCAGCGUCCCGCUCCGGCCAGCCUGGGGGACGAGUCCGUGUUCCUGGACUCGCCUUCGAGCGGCGCCCCCUGUGGGGCGGCUGCUGCAGCAGCAGCAGCGGCGGCCGAACCGUCUGCGUCAGCGUCGGCGUCAGCGUCCACUGCGGUGGGUGGAGCCCAGUCCAGCGCCUCGGGCACCAGCAGCACGGACAUGGUGAAGCGCGGCCUCGUGGAGAACCACUUUGGCUCGCGCUCCAGCACCGACGUGUCCGAGAUCAGCCCCGUCGAGUCGGCCGCCGUCACUCUGGGUGUCCGGCCCUCGGCCGGCCCAGAGUCCGCCGCCUCCGCCACCGACUCCACCCUCGUCGUCGUCGCGCCAACCAACGAGCAGGACGAGGGGGGAGACGACGACGACGACGAAGAGCCGGAGCACGAGAUGAUCGAGAACGGCUACUACGAGGAGACGGACGGCCCCACGGCCUACGUCAACGGGCUGGAGGGGGCGGGGGAGAGCGGCGGUGAGGAGGGGAGGAGCCUGCUCUACGACCAGAUGGGAUUGGAGAACCUGCCGGAGACGGGCGCCUCUGUGCUCCAACCAGCCGUGUGCUUUCGGCCGGUCGUCUCGCCCCUCACCACCACCACCACCAGCAUGCGCUGGUAUGAGAACGUCCCUGAAGCUCACAUGAAUGCGUUUGUGGCGGCUAAAGAAGAGCUGAAGCUGCUGAAGCUGCCGGGCUUCCUGUACAGUGAGGUGGCGGAGCUGGCCUCCACCAUGCCCUACUUCAGCCUGGAGGAGGACGACAGCACCGACGAGGGCGUCCACCUGGUGGUCUGCGUCCACGGCCUGGACGGAAACAGUGCGGACCUGCGCCUGGUGAAGACCUACCUGGAGCUGGGAUUACCUGGCUCUCACAUAGAGUUCCUCAUGUCCGAGCGCAAUCAGAAUGACACCUUUGCUGAUUUUGAAUCAAUGACUGACCGGCUGUUGGAUGAAAUUGUGCAGUAUAUUCAGAUCUACAAUCUAGCUGUCUCAAAAAUCAGCUUUGUGGGUCACUCCCUGGGGAACCUGAUCGUGCGCUCGGUGCUGACAAGGCCCAGGUUUAAGUGUUACCUGAGCCGGCUGCACACCUUCCUGUCUCUGUCGGGCCCUCACCUGGGCACGCUGUACAACAGCUCUGCCCUGGUCAACACAGGCCUGUGGUUCAUGCAGAAGUGGAAGAAGUCGGGUUCUCUUCUCCAGCUAACGUGCCGUGAUCACUCGGACCCACGCCAGACCUUCCUGUACAAGCUCAGCAAGAAAGCAGGGCUCCAGUUCUUCAGGAACGUGGUGCUGGUGGGCUCUCUGCAGGACCGCUACGUCCCGUAUCACUCAGCUCGCAUCGAGAUGUGCAAAACCGCCUUAAAGGACAAGCAGACAGGUCCGGUUUAUGCCGAGAUGAUUGAAAACCUGUUGCUGCCCGUGCUUCAGAACAAGGAGUGCAACCUAGUGCGCUACGAUGUCAUCCACGCACUGCCCAACACCGCCAAUUCACUGAUUGGCCGAGCAGCGCACAUUGCCGUGCUGGACUCCGAGAUCUUUUUGGAAAAGUUCUUCCUGGUCGCCGGCCUCAAGUUCUUUCAGUAGAGAAUGUUUGGAGGUGGGAAGGAGGCAGGACUUUGAGUUGUUACCUCACAGCACCCUAAACAAAAAGACAUUCAGCGCAAGUCACAUCAUUUUUAAAAAUGAAUUCCUUUUUUUUUCCAAGUAUGGUAUUUUUCUUUUUUGUUUCCUUGUAGGAGGCAAAAAGAAAAAAAAAUGACAGUAUAUCAGUGUUUUUGUUUCUUAAACUGUUUUGUUGUUUUAUCUUGCAAUAGGUGGUGCGUUGUGAAUGUGGAAUUUUCAUUUUUAUUUUUCUACAGCCAUUUUCUUUUUUUUUUUUAAUUGAUGAUUUUAAUAAUUUUUAAAGUACUGUCAAGGUAAUGCUAUUGUCUCUUCAUUUUAUUGUGGUAUUUUCAGUGUUAUUUAUGUAUAAUUAUAUUUUGCCAGUUUUAUUCCACAUUGUUUUAUUCAAUUACACAAGGUUAUUGCUGAACUGGAAAUGUAGCUGCUAAACACAUAAAAUAUUUAUUUUGCGGGAGGUGAACCAAGUCUGCUCUCUACAUCUCAGAGAGGACGACCCAUUUCACUCAAAACAAAAUAUUUCACUUUCUUUUUUUUAUUAUUAUUUUUCAUCAGACUGCAGACACAGAGAGAGAGAGAGAGUGUGAGAGUAGAAAAAAAAAAGAUUUUUUAUGACACUCGUCAUUUUUACUACUCACGUUUUUUACGAUCCAUUUUUUACAUCACAAAAGACAUGCAUCCAGAUGAAUUCAGAUGAUUAUUGAUUAUUGAUUGUAGCUUCGAAGCAGCUGUCUGGAGCUGAGCUACGGCGUUUUUCAACGACACCGUUGCUCCGAGCGGUCGCUGCUUCAUGCACAACACUAACCCAGCCUGGAGUUGGGGAAGAGAACCCUUGAAUUUGGAGCAUGGUAACCUUUUUCACUACAGGGAUCAUCGGGUAACAAUAGGCCAAGUGUCAGACCUUUCAUACAGCACAAAGUGAUCAAACAAAAUGGUUGAUGGAAAGUAUUUAUGUUUGGUAUCUGGGGUGAAAAUUUAUUUAUGCUUGUAAACGAGAAAAUGGUAUUUUCAAUAAAAGAAAUAAAUUUCU